AUGAAGUUCCUCUACCUUGUCUUCGCUGUCUUCCUGCUGGUCUCCCUGGCCACUCCAGGCUACGGGCAGAUAAGGAAGCACUGCCCCAAGGUGGGGUACUGCUCCAGCAUGUGCGCCAAGGCGGACGUGUGGUCCUUCUCCUCCGACUGCAAGCACUACUGCUGCCUCCCGCCCGGCUGGAAGGGGAAAUAG
Molecule: messenger RNA, 192 nt
Organism: Aptenodytes forsteri (emperor penguin)
Lineage: Eukaryota; Metazoa; Chordata; Aves; Sphenisciformes; Spheniscidae
Product: cygnin-like
Exons: 2
Coding region: 1-192 (63 amino acids)
Source: RefSeq, a predicted model, not a curated record